CGGGGACAGGGGCUCUCCGACGGCGGCACAGCACCUCGCCGCUCAGCCCGCACGCAUUCAGCCGGACGGACUCGCCUCCGCCUGAAGCGCCGCAGAGAUGCGAGGGGCGAAGAAGCGCCAGGCGCUGCCCGCCAUCGUGCUCCUGCUGCUGGCCUCGGCCCCGCCGCCCCCGGGCGCCGAGGGCAGGACCGUGCCCGCCGCCGGAGCUGAGCGGGGGGCGCUCCUCGACAUCCUCCUCCAAGCCCUGGGCGACGACGGCCGCCCGCUGCCGCCCCGCCCGCCGCGGAGGGACCGGGUGAUCUCCCGGCGCUACAGCGGCGGCGGCGCCCCGCAGACAGACCCCCGCGCCGCCGCCGCCGCCCCCCGGCCACCCCCCGCCAACGCCGCCGCCCCGCCGCCCCCGCGGCUCUUCGCCGCCGCCCGGCACGGAGAAAUUUUUCCAAGAGAUUCCAGUCUAAAAGACAAGUUCAUAAAACACUUUACAGGGCCAGUCACAUUUUCAUCAGAGUGUAGCAAGCACUUUCAUCGACUGUAUCACAACACAAGGGACUGCUCAACGCCAACCUAUUACAAAAGGUGUGCAAGGUUGCUAACAAGAUUAGCAAUGAGCCCUUUGUGUACACAGUCCUAGGAUGUUUGCUAUACUUUCUACCAAGGAGAGAAUUCUGAUUUGCCAAGAAAGUGCCUUGAAAUCUUCAAAAAUGGAGAAGACGUCUCUUACCUUUUUGAUUUACAACAUUUUGUUACUAGAUGCAUUUUAUUUUCAUAUAUUUGUUGGACAUUCCAUAUUUGUGUGAAACAUUAUUUUAUUUUGUAAAUUUGUUGCCUGUAGUUCAGACAAACCAAUUAUUUAAAUACAUUGUAUAUAAAGAAUACUAAUGAUAUACUGAUUAAAUGUUAUAACCAUAUGCAGGGAGCUGGUAAAAUUUUGCUGUUUCUCUUGUUCCAUUGUAUUUACAUUGUUCUGCUCAGGCUCUUACUCUCAUUAUUUGCACUAACUUGAAAUGCAGAAGUCUAUGUAACUGAAAUCUGAAUAAGCUGUAAGUGGGGAAGUUUUACUUGCCAUGGAAGAUAUUUUAUAUUAUGAAGCUUUGUUAAUAUAUACAUAUAUAUUAUUGCACAUCGGAAAAAAUUUGCUCAGAAAUGCACCUUGCUUUCAGGAACAUUUGUAUGACUAUUCUGGAUUUUCAUCGGUUACAUUUGUACUGGCACUUAUGGAAAGAGUUGCAAAUAAUGUAAAUAUAAAGACUGGAAAACUGCAAUGCAGUUUUGGUGGAAUAAAGAAC
Messenger RNA from Chiroxiphia lanceolata (lance-tailed manakin), 1286 nucleotides. RefSeq names its product ALK and LTK ligand 1 (gene ALKAL1). The record is from RefSeq and is a predicted model, not a curated record. Gene Ontology annotation, biological process: positive regulation of ERK1 and ERK2 cascade; positive regulation of ERK5 cascade. The transcript has 6 exons. The coding region runs from base 98 to 631 and encodes 177 amino acids. Lineage: Eukaryota; Metazoa; Chordata; Aves; Passeriformes; Pipridae. Gene Ontology annotation, molecular function: receptor tyrosine kinase binding; receptor signaling protein tyrosine kinase activator activity.